AUGAACAUCGAUGAUCCCAUGAUCACAGAUGACCAGCCGGCACAGGUCGAGGAAGAUAUGGAGCCCAAGAAGAAGGAACGCUUCGAGGUAAAAAAAUGGACCGCGAUUGCCUUCUGGUCCUGGGAUAUUGUCGUUGAUACCUGUGCCAUUUGCAGAAACCACUUGAUGGAGCCCUGCAUCGAAUGCCAGCCCAACAGUAUUAAAGAAACCACCAAUUGCGUUGCUGCGUGGGGUGUCUGUAACCAUGCGUUCCAUCUGCAUUGUAUUCAGCGGUGGCUCAAGUCUAGACCAGUGUGUCCUUUGGAUAAUGUAGCAUGGACGUACCAGAAGUUUGGAAAGUAG
Molecule: messenger RNA, 342 nt
Organism: Australozyma saopauloensis
Lineage: Eukaryota; Fungi; Ascomycota; Pichiomycetes; Serinales; Metschnikowiaceae
Gene: HRT1
Product: SCF ubiquitin ligase complex subunit
Exons: 1
Coding region: 1-342 (113 amino acids)
Biological process (GO): protein ubiquitination; ubiquitin-dependent protein catabolic process
Cellular component (GO): nucleus; cullin-RING ubiquitin ligase complex
Molecular function (GO): ubiquitin protein ligase activity; cullin family protein binding; zinc ion binding
Source: RefSeq, a predicted model, not a curated record